AUGGUGUUUCAGUGUUGGACCUCUGCUUCUAACCUGGCAAGUCCAAACCUCAGUACCGUCCUUUCAGAUUCCAGAUCUUACCCUCUUACUCGUUUUAGAAAACCCAGAAGACCAACCAAACUCACUUGCCUCCUUAAGCUUGGAGUUGAGGAUAUUGCAGAUAUAGUCCACAACAAGGUACUGCUAGCAGCAGGUGCAUCAGCAGCCAUUGGUCAACUCUCAAAGCCAUUCACUUCUAUACUUUUAUACGGCAAAGAUUUUGACUUCAAGACUGCUUUCCAACCUGGUGGAUUUCCUUCGACCCAUUCUUCUUCAGUGGUGGCUGCCGCUACAUCUCUUGCCCUUGAAAGGGGCUUCUCCGAUUCGAUUUUUGGCCUCACUGUGGUUUAUGCUGGCCUUGUCAUGUAUGAUGCUCAGGUUACGGAAGUCUCAGCUCAAGCUCUAACUGGAGUGGGACGAGGGAGCACCAAAUGUGAUGAUGGGUUGAGAUCAGACUUAGAAAUCUUGUUCUGCUGUCCAGAUUCGGAGAAGGGGGUGAGAAGAGAAGUUGGAAAUCAUGCGAAAGAACUAAACAAAGUGCUAUCCAAGACUGAAGUUAACUCAAUGGUUUCCAGUCUAAAUGAGUCUCAGCAAGCAACUGAAGAAAAGCUUGGUCCCCUUUUAUCCAAAGGAGGAAGGCCUUUUUUGCCAAAUUCAACGAACUCUCCUAUAUUACUUGAAACAGAGAGUAAAACAACACAAACAAGUCAGAUUCCGGUAUCUUCCAGUUUAGCAGGUACUGAAGAAGCAAGAGAAAAGGUCCCGUAUAGUUCAGCAUCUCCUCUGAAAGAAUCAAUUGGUCACACAGAGGUUGAAGUCAUAGCUGGGGCUUUGUUAGGUUUCUUUGUGAGUUUGAUCCUAACGUCAACAGCAAGGCUGGUGGUGCCGAGUCAUAAUAUUGCAGGCAGCCACGCAGCAGAACAGAUUGGCAUAUUUGAUGGGAUUAGUGGCAUGUAA
Dovyalis caffra is the source of this 996-nucleotide messenger RNA. The record is from the annotation of a GenBank genome assembly. Lineage: Eukaryota; Viridiplantae; Streptophyta; Magnoliopsida; Malpighiales; Salicaceae.